GUCGUGAAAAUAUCAAAACGCAAUCACAUCAUCAUCAUCACCCAACCAACACACAUUCCCCUCAGUGGGGAAAUAGGAAUAACAAGAACAGGGGCCCUGGCCAGCAGCAGCUUGUCGUGUCGUCGUCGUCGCCCGGAGUGUAGUCGUUUUAUAAAUCAAUUUUUAUGUGGAUUUUAUCAAAAUGAGUGUCCUACCGUUUGUACGCGGUGUUGACUUUACCAAAAAUGAUUUCAGUCGAACAUUCCCCAGCUCCAUGCGGCAAAUGUCGCGGGUGCAAUGGCUUACACUGGACCACACACAGCUGCAGGAGGUGCCCGAGGAGUUGGGCCAGCUGCAGAAGCUGGAGCAUCUCUCCCUCAAUCACAAUCAGCUGGAGAAGAUCUUCGGCGAGCUGACAGAGCUGACCUGCCUGCGUUCAUUGGAUUUGCGGCACAAUCAGCUGCGCAACAGCGGCAUACCGCCAGAGCUGUUCCACCUGGAGGAGCUAACCACGCUGGAUUUGUCGCACAACAAGCUAAAGGAGGUGCCCGAUGGCCUGGACAGGGCCAAGAAUUUGAUUGUGCUGAAUCUCAGCCACAAUCAAAUCGAGUGCAUACCCACCCCGCUGUUCAUACACUUGACGGAUUUACUCUUUCUCGAUCUGUCGCACAAUCGCCUCGAGACCUUGCCACCCCAGACGCGACGUCUGACCAACCUGAAGACCCUCGACUUGUCGCACAAUCCGCUGGAGCUGUUCCAGCUCCGCCAGCUGCCCUCCCUCCAAAGCCUCGAGGUGCUAAAGAUGAGCGGCACACAGCGGACGCUGCUCAACUUCCCCACCAGCCUGGACAGUCUGGCCAAUCUCUGUGAGCUCGAUCUGUCGCACAAUGCGCUGCCCAAGCUGCCCGAUUGUGUCUACAAUGUGCCGACGCUGGUGCGGCUCAAUCUGAGCGACAAUGAGAUCAACGAGCUCAGCGCCAGCAUGGAGUCCUGGCAGCGCCUCGAGUCGCUCAAUCUUUGCCGAAAUCAGCUGACCGCCCUGCCCGCCGCCCUCUGCAAGCUGUCCAAGCUGCGGCGUUUGUUUGUCAAUGACAACAAGUUGAAUUUCGAGGGCAUACCCUCGGGCAUCGGCAAGCUGGGCGCCCUCGAGGUCUUCUCGGCGGCCAACAAUCUGCUGGAAAUGGUGCCCGAGGGCGUCUGCCGUUGCGGGGCCCUCAAGCAGCUGAAUCUCAGCUGCAAUCGUCUCAUCACACUGCCCGAUGCCAUCCAUUUGCUGGAGGGACUCGACCAGCUGGAUUUGCGCAACAAUCCCGAUCUGGUGAUGCCACCCAAGCCGAGUGAGGCCAGCAAGGCGACCAGCCUGGAGUUCUACAACAUCGAUUUCAGUCUGCAGACGCAGCUGCGGUUGGCCGGAGCCGCUGUGCCGCCCUCAAUGCCCGCUGCAGCGACGCCCAAGGAUUCGACGGCGCGCAAGAUACGCCUGCGACGUGGACCGCGCUGUGAUGGCGAUCAGGAUGCGGCCAAGGUGCUCAAGGGCAUGAAGGACAUUGCCAAGGACAAGGACAACGAGGCCGAGGGUCUGCUACCAGAUGAUGGCAGCGGCAAACCCGAGUCACUGAAGCCCAAGCGCUGGGACGAAUCACUCGAGAAGCCCCAGCUGGACUACUCCAAGUUCUUUGAGAAGGAGGAUGGCCAACAGCCGGGCCUCACCAUCUGGGAGAUUGAGAACUUUCUGCCCAACAAAAUCGAGGAAGUGGUCCACGGCAAGUUCUACGAGGGCGACUGUUACAUUGUGCUCAAGACACGCUUCGAUGACCUGGGCAACCUGACGUGGGAGAUUUUCUUUUGGAUCGGCAACGAGGCGACGCUGGACAAGCGCGCCUGUGCGGCCAUUCAUGCUGUGAAUUUGCGCAACUAUUUGGGCGCACGCUGCCGCACGAUACGCGAGGAGCAGGGCGACGAAUCGGACGAGUUUCUGGCCCUCUUCGACACGGAAGUCAUCUACAUCGAGGGCGGACGCACGGCCACGGGCUUCUACAACAUCGAAGAGAUGAUACACAUCACGCGGCUGUAUCUGGUGCAUGCCUACGGGGCGACAGUGCACUUAGAGCCGGUGGCCGUGGCGCUUGAGUCGCUGGAUCCGCGGCACGCAUUCGUCCUGGAUCUGGGCACACGCAUACACAUUUGGCUGGGCAAACGCUCCAAGAACACGCUCAACUCGAAGGCACGCCUCAUGGCCGAGAAGAUCAACAAGACGGAGCGGAAGAACAAGUGCGAGAUCAAUGUGGAGCGUCAGGGCGAGGAGACGGAUGAGUUUUGGCAGGGGCUGGAUGUCACCGCGGAGGAGGCAGCCGCACAGCCGCCACAGGAGCAUGUCCCGGAUGACUAUCAGCCGGUGCAGCCGCGCCUCUAUCAGGUGCAGCUGGGCAUGGGCUAUCUCGAGCUGCCGCAGGUGGAGUUGCCCGAACAGAAGCUCUGCCACACGCUGCUCAACAGCAAGCACGUCUACAUCCUGGACUGCUACACGGAUCUGUUUGUGUGGUUCGGCAAGAAGUCGACGCGACUGGUGCGUGCGGCGGCCGUCAAGCUCAGUCGGGAGCUCUUCAACAUGAUGGAUCGGCCGGAGUGUGCGCUCGUCAUGCGCGUGCCCGAGGGCAAUGAAAUGCAAAUCUUUCGCACCAAGUUCCUGGGCUGGGAUGAGGUCAUGGCUGUGGACUUUACGCGCACAGCCAAGUCCGUGGCCAAGACGGGCGCCAACCUAACGCAGUGGGCGCGGCAGCAGGAGACGCGAACGGAUCUGGCGGCACUCUUUAUGCCACGACAAUCGGCCAUGCCGCUGGCCGAGGCCGAGCAGCUCGAGGAGGAAUGGAACUACGAUCUGGAAAUGAUGGAGGCCUUUGUGCUCGAGAACAAGAAGUUUGUCCGCUUGCCAGAGGAGGAGCUGGGACACUUUUACACGGGCGAGUGCUAUGUCUUUUUGUGUCGCUAUUGCAUACCCGUUGAGGAGCCCGAGGCAGCGGGAGAAGAUGUGGAGCCAGCAGCAGCAGCGAGUGCGCCAGAUGACAGCAACCCAAAGUCACCGCAGCAAUCGCAGCUGAUGCAAUCCCAGCCAGAGGAUGAGAUACAAUGCGUGGUGUACUUUUGGCAGGGACGCAAUGCCGGCAACAUGGGCUGGCUGACGUUUACGUUUACGCUGCAAAAGAAAUUCAAGGCCAUGUUCGGGGAGGAGCUGGAGGUGAUGCGCAUCUUUCAGCAGCAGGAGAACCUCAAGUUUAUGUCGCACUUCAAGCGCAAGUUUAUCAUACACACGGGCAAGCGCAAGGAUAAAGCACUGACAGCCGAUGGCAAGGCGCCCGUGGAGUUCUUCCAUUUGCGCUCGAAUGGCGGUGCGCUGACCACGCGACUCAUACAAAUCAAUCCGGAUGCAGUGCAUCUAAAUUCGGCCUUCUGCUACAUACUCCAUGUGCCAUUCGAAACGGAGGACGAGUCACAGUCGGGCAUUGUUUAUGUGUGGCUGGGCAGCAAGGCAUGCAACGAGGAGGCCAAACUGGUGCAGGACAUAGCCGAGCAAAUGUUCAACAGUCCCUGGGUGAGCCUGCAGAUUCUCAACGAAGGCGACGAGCCGGAGAACUUCUUUUGGGUGGCACUCGGCGGUCGCAAGCCCUACGACACGGAUGCCGAAUACAUGAACUACACGCGUCUGUUUCGCUGCUCGAACGAGCGCGGCUAUUACACGGUGGCCGAGAAGUGCGCCGAUUUCUGUCAGGAUGAUCUGGCCGACGAUGAUAUCAUGAUACUCGACAAUGGGGAGCAUGUCUUCCUGUGGAUGGGGCCGCGCUGCAGCGAGGUGGAGGUGAAGUUGGCCUACAAAUCGGCACAGGUGUACAUACAGCAUAUGCGGAUAAAGCAGCCCGAACGGCCGCGUAAACUCUUUCUUACGAUGAAGAACAAGGAGUCGCGACGAUUUAGUAAAUGUUUUCAUGGCUGGAGUGCCUUCAAGGUGUACAUUUAGGCCUAGGCCGGGGGGUGUGUUGUAGUGGCUGCUUGACAGCUGCCGUGACAGUGCAGCAAGAAGAGCAGCCAUGAACAGGACAGAGACAGC
Drosophila guanche is the source of this 4081-nucleotide messenger RNA. It is a transcript of the gene fliI, whose product is annotated as protein flightless-1. Gene Ontology annotation, cellular component: cytoplasm; nucleus; actin cytoskeleton. The transcript has 4 exons. The coding region runs from base 182 to 3991 and encodes 1269 amino acids. Gene Ontology annotation, molecular function: actin filament binding; phosphatidylinositol-4,5-bisphosphate binding. Gene Ontology annotation, biological process: actin polymerization or depolymerization; myofibril assembly; actin filament severing. NCBI's taxonomy places the organism in Eukaryota, Metazoa, Arthropoda, Insecta, Diptera, Drosophilidae. The record is from RefSeq and is a predicted model, not a curated record.